GUAAUAGAGGAGUGAGCUGAGACUGAUAUUGACUAAGAAGAAGAAGAGGCAGCAGCAGCAGCUGUGGAAUAGUGAAGAUGAGGAAGAAGGUGGGUAGUAGUGCAGUGCCAACAAGAAUGAUUGUAAUGGCAGUCAUGUUAUGCUCACUCGAGUUAAUCGGUGCUUCUGGUUCGCAACUCAGACGAAGUCUACUUGCCAAUGGCCUUGGAGCAACUCCUCCAAUGGGGUGGAAUAGUUGGAACCACUUCAACUGCAAAAUUGAGGAGAAAACCAUUAAAGAAACUGCUGAUGCUCUGGUGUCCACUGGUCUCUCUAAACUUGGAUAUACCUAUGUCAACAUAGAUGAUUGCUGGGCCGAAUUAGCUCGCGAUGUUAAGGGUAAUCUUGUGGCCAAGAAAUCGGCAUUUCCAUCAGGCAUCAAAGCUCUUGCAGAUUAUGUCCACAGCAAGGGUCUUAAGCUAGGAAUCUACUCAGAUGCAGGGUACUUUACUUGCAGCAAAACCAUGCCGGGUUCACUUGGUCAUGAAGAACAAGAUGCCAAUACCUUUUCUGCUUGGGGUAUCGAUUAUUUGAAGUAUGAUAACUGUUACAAUGAUGGCUCAAACCCCACUGUUAGAUACCCUGUAAUGACCCGAGCUCUGAUGAAAGCAGGCCGUCCCAUAUUCUUUUCUCUCUGCGAAUGGGGAGAUAUGCACCCUGCGUUAUGGGGUGCCAAGUUAGGAAAUAGCUGGAGAACUACAAAGGACAUUUCUGAUACAUGGGAUAGUAUGGUCUCCAGAGCAGACAUGAAUGAAGUUUAUGCUGAUUAUGGCAGGCCUGGUGGUUGGAAUGAUCCAGACAUGCUUGAAGUGGGAAAUGGAGGAAUGACAAAAGAUGAAUAUAAAGUCCAUUUUAGCAUUUGGGCCAUAUCAAAGGCUCCCCUUCUUCUUGGUUGUGAUGUGAGGAAUAUGACAAAAGAGACUCUUGAGAUCGUUGCAAAUAAAGAGGUCAUCUCUAUCAACCAAGAUCCACUUGGUGUCCAAGCUAAAAAGGUUAGAUGGGAAGGAGAUCUUGAGAUUUGGGCUGGGCCACUAUCAGGGUACAGAGUAGCUUUACUACUUAUCAACCAAGGACCUUGGAGCAAUUCAAUUACAGCUCAAUGGGAAGACAUAGGGAUCCCCCCAAAUACUGUUGUUGAAGCAAGAGAUCUUUGGGAGCACAAGACACUCAAGACAAGCUUUGUUGGAAACUUAACUGCCACCAUGAACUCUCAUGCCUGCAAAAUGUAUGUGUUGAAGCCAAUCUCAUGAAUACCAUGAAUAUAAUUCAGUUGGAUAUUCUGAAUUAAAAAGCUUAAAUUACAGGAGCUUCAUAAUAAAUAAUGUCUUUAUUUUGAAACGCUACGAU
Messenger RNA from Argentina anserina (silverweed cinquefoil), 1386 nucleotides. Its product is annotated as alpha-galactosidase 1-like. The coding region runs from base 78 to 1289 and encodes 403 amino acids. The record is from RefSeq and is a predicted model, not a curated record. Gene Ontology annotation, biological process: carbohydrate metabolic process. The transcript has 15 exons. NCBI's taxonomy places the organism in Eukaryota, Viridiplantae, Streptophyta, Magnoliopsida, Rosales, Rosaceae. Gene Ontology annotation, cellular component: plant-type cell wall. Gene Ontology annotation, molecular function: hydrolase activity, hydrolyzing O-glycosyl compounds.